AUUCCUACUGUAAAACUCCCUAACAGUGCUGAGAUGCCAAUUAUCGGUCUAGGGACGUGGAAGUCAAAGGCCGGGGAAGUCGAAAAUGCAGUGAGUGUUGCUAUAGAAACCGGUUAUCGUCAUAUCGACUGUGCAUAUUGCUAUGAAAACGAGAAUGAAGUUGGUGCAGGCAUCAAGAAAAAAAUUGAUGAUGGAACCGUCAAACGAGAGGAUCUUUUCAUAGUUAGUAAACUUUGGAACGUCUUCCACCGGCCAGAUUUGGUAAGAGGUGCAGUUGACGAAUCAUUAAAAAGUUUGGGAGUAAAGUAUCUCGAUCUUUACCUCAUACACUGGCCAUAUGGCUAUAAGGAAGGACUUGGUAAUCUUCCCAAAGAUGAGGCUGGUAAUGUCUUAUACUCAGACGUUAACUACCUGGACACUUGGAAGGUUCUGGAGGAAUUGGUUGACGAAGGGAUACUAAAAGCAAUAGGUCUCUCGAACUUCAACAGUGUACAGAUUCAAGACGUAAUCGAUAAUUCGAGGAUCAAACCAGCGAAUCUUCAGGUCGAAUGUCAUCCAUAUCAUAAUCAAGCAAAACUGCUAGCCUUCUGCUUUGAGCGAAAUAUAACAUUUACAGCAUACAGUCCAUUCGCUUCACCCGACCGACCUUGGGCAAAGCCUGGCGAGCUUCUAUUGAUUGACGACCCAAGACUGAAGGCAAUAGCUGAGAAAUACAGCAAAACUCCCGCUCAGGUUGUACUGAGAUACCAAGUGCAGAGACAAGUUGUUGUCAUUCCUAAAAGUGUUACACCAGCAAGGAUACAGGCAAACUUUCAGAUAUUUGAUUUUGAGUUGAGUGCCGGGGACGUUGCUGCUAUAGAUGCCUUCAAUAUUAACCAGCGGUUCUUGGUUCAGCCAGUGGAACGUGAGGGAAAAAUGGUUUACAGAGACGCUGCCCACAAAUAUUUUCCAUUCAACAUUGAGUUCUAAAGAGGAUCAAUAUUAUCAACGCGCCUAUGACACCAGAUAGUCAACUUUUAUAUGCAACCAGCACACUAACAGGGUAUUCUUGGUUUUCAAACAAUUUGUGGAUCAAUAAUCCUAUCAUUAUCAGUAUUGUAUAUAGUACAAAUAGAUGGCGAUGGCAUCAUUUUCUCCACUGAUAUUAGAAAUAAUGAACUAGUUUCAGUAGCUCUUCUUUAGCAGGCCCGUAUUCAGCUUUUGCCAAGGGAGGGGGGGGGGGGGUCGCUUUUUAAAAAAUCCCAGUGUUGGGUGCUCGCAUUUGACUUUUUUGGGACAAAAAAAAAUGGCCAAAACCAGCUGGAAAAUUUCAAAAUUGUGAAAAACUA
Owenia fusiformis is the source of this 1328-nucleotide messenger RNA. The record is from the annotation of a GenBank genome assembly. Lineage: Eukaryota; Metazoa; Annelida; Polychaeta; Sabellida; Oweniidae.